AAAAAAAAAAAAAAAUCAUGUUAGAAAAUUAUCUGUUUGUUUAUACUGUUACAGAUCGGGGAGCUCCACUUUGGUCUCCUUGAUCGAUGCCACACCAAGCCUGCACCACACGAAUCGGGAUUUCGAAUUCCGCCAUUGUUGAUUCCUUCCCCCAUUUUGUUCCUCGAGCUUUCUCAUUGGAUCCGGAUUUGAAUUGUAGCUGUUAGGAUUUUGAUCGGGAAUUUGAGGUUUGACGAUUGGUAUUGUACGGGCUCUCAAUUGUUUCUCUGCAUUUUUUUUUUGGGGGGGGUUGAAGGUUCUGGGGAUCAGCAUUGUGCACAUUUUGGAUUCGGAUUGAAUAUCUAGGGAGAAUUUGAGGUUCAGCGGGCUUGAAAUUGUACGGAUCUGAUCGGUUUCGUAAAUCUGUUGCUGUGGUGUAUUGGUCAUUGCAAUUCUGAACCGGCAUUUCUCUGCAUUCAUCGUUUUUUUUUUUUUUUUUUUUUUUUUUUUUUUUUUUUUUAAAUUCUUUUUUGGUUAGUUUUUGAGGAUUUGAUGCGUCGAAGGUGAAUUGGAACUUCACGGGAGAAUAAUCUGUUUAUUGAGGCUUUGUUGCUUUGAGAUAUGGAUCCUAUUUCUGCUGUCAGCGAGGAGCUAGCGGAGAUCAAUGGCCAAAUCUCCGACAUUUUUCGAGCUUUAUCAAAUGGGUUCCAAAAAUUGGAGAAGAUUAAGGAUGUUAACAGGCAGAGCAGGCAGUUGGAAGAGCUUACUGAUAAGAUGCGUGAAUGCAAGAGACUUAUCAAAGAGUUUGACAAAGAAGUGAAGAACAUGGAGAGUAGAAAUGACCCAAAUACCAACAGGAUGCUUAGUGAGAAAAAGCAAUCAAUGAUCAAAGAGUUAAAUUCAUAUGUUGCUAUGAAAAAGCAAUAUCAGAGCAAUCUUGAGAACAACAAGCGAGUUGAUCUCUUUGAUGGGUCUAAUGAAGUAUAUGGGGACGAUAAUGUCUUGCUAGCUUCAUCUAUGACAAAUCAACAGCUAGUAGAUAAAGGAAACCAGAUGAUGGAUGAGACUGAUCAAGCCAUUGACAGAGCAAAAAAGGUUGUUCAUGAGACCAUUAAUGUUGGAACAGAGACUGCAGCAACCCUUAAGGCUCAGACUGAACAAAUGAGCAGGAUAGUUAAUGAGCUGGACUCUAUUCAUUUCUCAAUUAAGAAAGCUUCUAAACUGGUUAAAGAACUCGGUCGGCAGGUUGCUACCGAUAGGUGCAUUAUGGCAUUGCUCUUCCUUAUUGUCUUGGGGGUAAUAGCCAUCAUCAUUGUGAAGAUAGUGAAUCCCCAGAACAAAGACAUUCGGGAUAUUCCAGGAUUAGCACCGCCUGCAAUGACUCGAAGAUUACUCUGGACUCGUCAUUAAAAAGAGUAAAAAUGAACUGUCAUGUGAUGUCAGGAUAAUUUUGGUCAGAUUCAUUGGAUCAAAGAAUAGCUUAGCUUGUGUUGCUCUUGGUCGCAACCAGCAUGGCAGAACUGAUAUGGUUGUGGCGUGGAUUUUCCUUUACAGUCAAUUUAUUGAAGAGAUUGGCAGACUUCCAAACAAUUAGCCCUGGAUGUCAUUUCACUGAGUAUAAUCUACUUAAUGAGGUCUGUACGAUUUUUUAUUUUUUAUUUUUGGCUGAUUGAAGACAUUAUGUUUGUGAAAUUGUAUUGGCUCAGCUGUAUAACAACACUUGUAUCUGCAUGAUUCUUUCACUAAAAUUUGCCCCCUGUU
Messenger RNA from Rubroshorea leprosula, 1740 nucleotides. NCBI's taxonomy places the organism in Eukaryota, Viridiplantae, Streptophyta, Magnoliopsida, Malvales, Dipterocarpaceae. The record is from the annotation of a GenBank genome assembly.